AUGAGAUACUUUCAAUGUCCCAAUGAUGUUUGCAGAUUUCAUCAAGUAAAAUUAGGUAAUGGACAAAAUCAAACAAAAACAUUGCGUCAACUUAUGACUGAACUUAAUCAAACAAAUUUUGAGAUAGAUAUACUUAAAAUUGAUAUUGAAUAUGGUGAAUAUGUAUUACUUCAUACGUUUUUUUCUAAUAAUGCUAUUAAUCAAAUUUUCAAACCUGUUUAUAUUCGACAAAUUCUUAUUGUAAGGAAAAAAAAAUCCUUCGAGACCUUUCAAUUUCAUACUGUUUUAUUUUCUCAGGAAGUUCAUCUUGAUCGUGACCGAAUAAUUGAAACAAAUGCUUUAUUUUAUUUAUUCAAUUCUCAAAAUUAUGUCAUUUAUCAUCGAGAACUUAAUCCAGGCUUUCCAUAUUAUGCUUGUGAAUUUGGUCUUCUUAAAUUAAAUAGAAAAUUUCUUCGAGGACACUUUUAA
Messenger RNA from Rotaria sp. Silwood2, 468 nucleotides. The record is from the annotation of a GenBank genome assembly. Lineage: Eukaryota; Metazoa; Rotifera; Eurotatoria; Philodinida; Philodinidae.